UUGUCAAAGAAACAAACGAUAAAUGGAACUUGUUCAGGUGCAAUCGAUGUAAUCGUGGUUGAACAGCCAGACGGCACCUUAGUGUCGACUCCUUUCCAUGUUCGUUUCGGUAAAUAUGGGGUUUUUACGAGCAAUGAAAAGUAUGUGGAUGUCACUGUGAAUGGUGAAGAGAUCGAUCUGAAAAUGAAACUCGGUGAGAAUGGAGUUGCUUUCUUUGUUGAGGAAACCGAGGAUGCGGACGUUCCAGAAUACCUGGUCACCAGUCCAUUACCGUCGGAAGGUCGUGACAUUGACAUAACAAAGGUUUUGAUCAACUUUUUAAUGGAAGGGAAUGAAUAUGAACGUCUAUUCAAGGUGAUUGAACAAAGUGUAAGGGCACUGGAGGAACGACAAAAGCGAUACAAUAGUCGUUCGGCGAACAAACNUCACUUCAUCAUUCGUCUCAUGCAUAUUGAAAUAUUACUUCAAUGCGAUCAUCUGAAUUGA
This is a messenger RNA of Anisakis simplex (herring worm), 486 nucleotides long. NCBI's taxonomy places the organism in Eukaryota, Metazoa, Nematoda, Chromadorea, Rhabditida, Anisakidae. The record is from the annotation of a GenBank genome assembly.